Messenger RNA from Capra hircus (goat), 2113 nucleotides. Its product is annotated as phylloquinone omega-hydroxylase CYP4F11-like. The record is from RefSeq and is a predicted model, not a curated record. NCBI's taxonomy places the organism in Eukaryota, Metazoa, Chordata, Mammalia, Artiodactyla, Bovidae. The transcript is spliced from 14 exons. The coding region runs from base 222 to 1808 and encodes 528 amino acids. Gene Ontology annotation, molecular function: heme binding; monooxygenase activity; oxidoreductase activity, acting on paired donors, with incorporation or reduction of molecular oxygen.
GAGGUCGCAGAGUUGGACACGACUGAGUGACUAAACUGAACUGAGAACCCUAAACGAAUGAGAACCCUACGUGCAAGACAGGAAAAGAGACACAGAGAGAGGCUGCAAGUAGGUGGCUAAAAACUCCUGUUGUAACAAGGAAGAACAAAUGUGACUUCACCCUGGACCUAUUCCUGUAACAUUUGUGCUAGGAUUCACCCUGCACCCCAUCUCACCACAGGAUGCUGGAGCUGAGCGUGUCCCGGCUGGGAUUCGGGCUGGUGGCAACCUCCUCAUGGCUGCUGCUGCUGGUGGUCGGGGCCUCCUGGCUUCUGGCUCGCAUCCUGGCCUGGACCUACACCUUCUACAACAACUGUCGCCUCCUCCAGUGUUUUCCGCAGCCCCCAACACUGAACUGGUUCUUCGCUCACCUGUACCUGGUCCCCCCGACAGAGCAGGGCUUGAGAAAAUCAACCCAGCUGGCAGCUAACUACUCCCAUGGAUAUCUGAUCUGGUUUGGCCCCAUCACUCCCAUGAUCGUUUUCUGCCACCCUGACAUGCUCCGGAGCAUUGCCAAUGCCUCAGCUGCUGUCGCACCCAAGAACAUGGAUUUCUACAAAUUUUUGAAGCCCUGGCUGGGGGAUGGGCUCCUGCUUAGUGCUGGUGACAAGUGGAGCAGGCACCGUUGCAUGCUGACACCCGCCUUCCACUUCAACAUCCUGAAGCCCUAUAUGAAGAUUUUCACCAAGAGCACAGACAUCAUGCAUACCAAAUGGGAGCGCCUGAUCACCCAAGGCCACAGCCGUCUGGACAUGUUUGAACACCUCAGCCUCCUGACCCUGGACAGUCUGCAGAAAUGUGUCUUCAGUUUUGAUAGCAAUUGCCAGGAGCUCUCUUCCUGUAGGAAGCCCAGUAAAUAUAUCACCGCCAUCUUGGAGCUCAGUGAGCUUGUGGCAAAGCGGAACAGGCAGAUCUUCCUGCACACGGACUUCCUAUACUUCCUCACCCUGGAUGGGCGGCGCUUCCGCAGGGCUUGCCGCCUGGUGCACGACUUCACCGAUGCCGUCAUCCAGGAGCGGCGCCGCACUCUCCCCGAGGAUGUUGAUGACUUCCUUAAGGCCAAGGCGAAGACCAAGACUUUGGACUUCAUUGAUGUGCUUCUGCUGACCAAGGACGAAGAUGGGAAGAGACUGUCAGACGAAGACAUCCGGGCUGAAGCUGACACCUUUAUGUUUGAGGGCCAUGAUACUACAGCCAGUGGCCUCUCCUGGAUUCUGUACAACCUUGCAAAGCACCCAGAAUAUCAGGAGCGCUGCCGGCAGGAGGUGCAAGAGCUCCUGAGGGACCGUGAGUCUAAAGAGAUUGAAUGGGACGACCUGGCCCAGUUGCCCUUCCUGACCAUGUGCAUCAAGGAGAGUCUGCGGUUGCACCCCCCAGUCACGAUCAUCUCUCGCUGCUGUACCCAGGACAUUGUUCUCCCAAAUGGCCGGGUCAUCCCCAAAGGUGUUAUCUGCGUCAUUGAUAUUUUCGGGACCCACCACAACCCAUCUGUGUGGCCAGACCCUGAGGUCUAUGACCCCUUCCGCUUUGACCAAGAAAACAUCAAAGGGAGGUCACCUCUGGCUUUUAUUCCCUUCUCAGCAGGUCCCAGGAACUGCAUUGGACAGACGUUUGCCAUGACUGAGAUGAAGGUGGUCCUCGCUCUCACCCUGCUGCACUUCCGUUUUCUGCCAGACAAGGAGGAGCCACGCAGGAAGCGGGAGCUGAUUCUGCGCGCGGAGGGUGGACUUUGGCUGCAGGUGGAGCCGCUGAGCGCUAGCCCUCAGUGACUGAAUGAGCCACUACCACCCUGCCUGGGACUCUCUAUCGUCAAAAGGGCCCAGAGCUCCCCCUGCUGGCUCUCGGUGAGACUCAUGCAAACGUGACGACAGCAUUUUAUUCCUGGGAGUCUGCGACGGCCUCACCCCAGUUCCGUUCACGUGUUCACGUUUGCCUGAGUCUCACCGAGAACCAACAGGGGGCGCUCUGGGCGCUUUUGAAGGUACAGCGAGUGGGCGUGGUUGAUUGGAAGCGGGACCAGUUGCCAUGCGCCCAAUAUUACCGCUUUAGCUGAAUCCCAGGGACGCGGGAGCCU